CACCUCCUCCACUCGCUCAAUCCCCCACCCCCAACUCACCUACUCCUCUCCCAUCUCCAGCCGCCUCCUCCGGCAGCUGGUCGUGAGGCAAGCCGCCGGUGAGCCGCCCCGCGCUCCACCUGCCUCUACUUCCUUCUCCUCCUUCCCAUCUCCUCCCUGACCUCCCUCCCAUCUCUCUCCACGCCUGCGCACGGCGUAGGGACUGGGCUCUCCCGGAGAAGGUAGCCACGGCCGCGCCCCUUGGGUUCGAUCUCGACGAGAUCCUGGCGUUGCCGGGCCGUGGCGUUGGUGGCCUGACCUGCGGAUUUGGCGGUGGCCGGUGCUGCGGGAUGGCGUUCGUCGGGGAUCCGCGGUGCACGGGUCGCUGAGGCUGCCGGGGAGGUCGAGGCGCCGCCGCCUCCGGGGAGGUCCCCAUCGAAGCGCUGGUCAUGCCGGCUGUGGUGAGUCCCUGCCCCGCGCGCGCACCAACGAGGUGAGCCGUCGAUGGCUCUGCUCCGGGCGACUCCGCUCCCGCCUCCGGGGAGGUCCCCAUCGACGACGCUGCUCACCUCCGGUGCGGCCGGGCGUCCUCGCCGCGUUCAAUAAUGGCGUCACGGAAGGUUGCGGCCCUGCGGUGCGUCACGUAUGACGGGUCCUUCGCAUUCCAAACCUCCUCGUCAUCCAGGUUGGGAUCGCAACAGGGCAGGGCAAGUUCGUCGAUCUGGUUCGGAAGGCGGCCGACCUGAGGUACGUGGACGCCAUGAGGCCCCUCAUCGCCAACGACUUCCCGCACCUCACCACCGCGGCGCAGGUCCGGCUCACGCAGUAACCAUGAUUAACUACUAGCGCGUGUGUCUGCCUGAUUAGUCGUGUACACUGAGAUACUACUAUCAAUAAGCACCUGGAUUGUUGUUUAGUUUUCACCACACUAUUAUUGAUGCACUGAAGAGUUUGGUGGAUGAUAGAUUAUAAGUGGCUAAUGAACGAAUCUGCUUUAAUUAGACAGUAUGUAGCAGCAGCUGUAUACUACUAAUCAUGUUGAAAACCUAUACUCUUCAGAUUUUAGUAGUUCCCAUGGCUAAUUCUUGUUGACAUCAUGGUAAAACAAGUUGAAAAUAUGGCAAAACAUGCAACAGUAGUUGCCUUGGCAAAACAAUGUUGAAAUUGCAGAGGAAUGACAUUCUUGAUAUACUUGGGAGCAUGCUUUUCCAGGUCUUCAUUUUGGCAGCAUGGCAACAAAUCUAUACUAAUUUUACCAUCAUGGCAAUUUUUAGAUCCUAAAGAUAGACAACAUUCUUUUCUAAGUUCUUACAUGCCAAGAAAACAUUUUUUUCUCAACUAACCAUGGCAACAUGUUUUUGCCAUGGCAAAUUUACAUUACUUACCACUGCAAAAUUAACUUUUGCCAUGGCUCUUUGUUCAUAAUUUGUUAUUUUUUUACACACAUGGCAAAUUUCUCAUACAACCAUGGAAAUUUUAAUUAGAAAACCAUGGCAAUUUUUAUUAUAAAUCUACCAUGGCAAUUCUUUGUUCAUAAUUUGUUCUUCUUUUACACACACGACAAAUUUCUCAUACAACCAUGAAUUUUUUUAUUAAAAUGCGAUGGUAAAUUUUAUUAUCAAUCUGCCAUGACAAAAAGCAUGACAAAUUUUUAACUUUUAUAGCCAUGUCAAUUUAAUUUCAUACCACAUGGCAAAUUUAGUUUAUAGUACAUGGCAAAUUAACUUGUACAACCAUGGGAAAACUAACUUUUAAAUCCCAUGGAAAUUUAAUUUGAUAGCCCAUGGCAAAUUUAUUUUAUAGUCCAUGGCAAAUUAACUUGUAUAGCCAUGGGAAAUUUACUUUCAAAGCCCACAACAAAUUCACCUUUUUAUUGCCAUGGCAAGUUAUUGUUUAUUAUUUUUGCCAUGGCAAAUUUUAACUUUCAUUUGCCACGGAAAUUUUACUUAUGCAUGGAUGGCAAAUUUUACUUAUUAUUCAUGGAAAUUUUUACUUCUCAUUCUUCAUGCCAAAUAUACCUUCAUUUUGCCAUGGCAAUUUCCAUUUAGUGGAUAAAAUGCAUAAAUUUUCCAUGUCUUUUGUACACCAAAUAUGCACAAAUUUUUCCAUGUCCUGUAGUACAUAAUUUACCCAUGUGACAGGUCUGAAAAUUUUCAUAGUUUUGCCAUGUGGACAUUUCAAAGAUUUUAUACGCUUUUACCAUGCUUUUUUGGGAAAAAAAAUGGUUUUUUAGUGAAUUCGCCAUGUGACCAGAUAUGAACUUGCCAUGUUUUGAACAAAUUUCAUAAACUUGAUUUGUGAUUAGUACUCCAUAAAAUGCAUUCUAACAUGAUAUGUGCAUUUGCCAUCAUUUAGCUGUAGCAUGACAUGGAAAAUUUUAAUUUUCUAUUUUGCCAUGGCAAUUUUCAGUUAGUGGAUAAAAAUGCAUAAAUUUUCCGUGUCUUUUGUACACCGAAUAUGCAUAAAUUUUUCCAUGUCUUGGAGUACAUAAUUUUGCCCAUGUAACAGGUCCGAAAAUUUUCAUAGUUUUGCCAUGUGGACAUUUCAAAGAUUUUAUACACUUUUACCAUGCUUUUUUUUGGGGAAACAGAAUGUUUUUUAAUGAAUUUGCCAUGUGACAAGAUAUGAACUUGCCAUGCUGUGAACAAAAUUCAUCAACUUGAUUUGUGAUUAGUACUCCAAAAAAUGCAUUCCAACACGAUAUGUGCAUUUGCCAUCAUUUAGUUGUAGCAUGACAUGGAAAUUUUAAUUUUCUAUUUUGCCAUGGCAAUUUUCAGUUAGUGGAUAAAAAUGCAUAAAUUUUCCGUGUCUUUUGUACACCGAAUAUGCAUAAAUUUUUCCAUGUCUUGGAGUACAUAAUUUUGCCCAUGUAACAGGUCCGAAAAUUUUCAUAGUUUUGCCAUGUGGACAUUUCAAAGAUUUAUACACUUUUACCAUGCUUUUUUUUGGGAAAACAGAAUGUUUUUUAAUGAAUUUGCCAUGUGACAAGAUAUGAACUUGCCAUGCUGUGAACAAAAUUCAUCAACUUGAUUUGUGGAUUAGUACUCCAAAAAUGCAUUCCAACACGAUAUGUGCAUUUGCCAUCAUUUAGUUGUAGCAUGACAUGGAAAUUUUAAUUUUCUAUUUUGCCAUGGCAAUUUUCAGUUAGUGGAUAAAAAUGCAUAAAUUUUCCGUGUCUUUUGUACACCGAAUAUGCAUAAAUUUUUCCAUGUCUUGGAGUACAUAAUUUUGCCCAUGUAACAGGUCCGAAAAUUUUCAUAGUUUUGCCAUGUGGACAUUUCAAAGAUUUUAUACACUUUUACCAUGCUUUUUUUUGUGAUAACAGAAUGUUUUUUUAAUGAAUUUGCCAUGUGACCAGAUAUGAACUUGCCAUGCUGUGAACAAAAUUCAUCAACUUGAUUUGUGAUUAGUACUCCAAAAAAUGCAUCCCAACACGAUAUGUGCAUUUGCCAUCAUUUAGUUGUAGCAUGACAUGGAAAUUUUAAUUUUCUAUUUUGCCAUGCCAGAUUCACCUUGACAUGGCAAAUUUACCUAAAUCGCCAUGGCAAAUUUUAUCUUUUAUUGACAUGGCAAUUUGUACUUUUCCAUGGCAAAUUUACGUUUAACAUACAUGUCGAAAUUUUGCCAUGAAAAAUUUAGUUUAACGGAUCAUGGCAAAAAUAGUAAUUGGCCAUGGACACUUUUUAUCUCCUGAACAUAGUACAAUUAUCUACUUUUUAUGGGACGAUGGCAAAUUUAGUUGACGGUCAUGGGCUCAUGGCAAAUUUAUCUUAUGCAUCAUGGCAUUUUCUAGUGCAUGGACCAUGUGAAUUUUUUUAAACUGUGGCCAUGGCAAAUUUAUUUCAUAUAUUUUUAAUAUACAUAUAUCAUUUUGCAUUUUCUGGUGAUGAUUUGUGUUAUGCUUAUAUGCAUGACAAAUUUCUUUAUACAAGCAUGGCAAUUUUACUUAAAAUACCAUGGAAAAUUUUAAUGUCCAUAUGCCAUGGCAAUUUUUAGCUCAUAUUUUAAUGUCCAUACGCCACGGCAAUUUUCAUGUCAUUUUUCUGCUUUCAAGCAUUUUUUUUGUUUUUUCCCAAAAAAGAAAACAAAAUGUUUUUUUUCUUUUCGUUUUUAUAGGGAAAAGGCCAUGUAAGGGCCUUGGGGGAGGGCGUUCGUGAUUUGGGCAAUUCCACCCGAACGAAAUCGUUCGUGACAGCGGAGCCGUCGUAACGAACGGUGUGAGCCAUGUGCAAGUUGCCGUGGGCGUUAGUUUUUCCGGAUUCAAAACCGCCUGCUGCUUUGUCGCUGACGGAGUAGCUAGUGGUGGCAAGCCGAACCGACUUGGAAUCAGUUUCCGUCGUAGAUUCCGACUCGAACUCUUCCCUCCCAGCCAGCCUCUAUAUAAACCAAUCUCCGACCGCUUCAAUCAGUAGGCUUUCGAUUUCGACUGGAUGAGUAGAAAUCCUUGUUGGGAAAGAAAUUUCUUGUGGACGUGAUGGGCGGCAGUUUGGAUGAGAGGUCCUCGUGCUCGUCGUCUAAGCGGCGGCGACGGAAUAAUGAUCAUGCCGAGAGGCUGCCGCGGAAGCAGCACCUUUAUCUGGCGGUGGAUGACUGGGAGGGCGGGUACAGCAUCCACAAGCUUGACGCCGACGACAUCUUGGAGGAUACACAAGGAGGCGGAGGAGAGCACAAGCUUCUGGAGCACGCUGCCAUCCGGAUAAAGACGCCGAUGUGUGGCCGUAUGGAGUUCACCGCCGUGGGCACCAACAUCUUGGUCGACACCAACCCGCAUAACCGCGGCGACCACGCUCCCCCAGCCGUCAUCUACGACACGGAGACCGCAGCCCUCACCGUGGGCCCGCGUUUUCCACGUGGGAUUGAUCCCCUAGCGACUAGCAUAGCUGUCGGCAAAACGAUAUAUGUCUUGACAACCGCAGACUUGCCUCAUCUCCCAUGUUUGCAAGCCUUGUCGUGGCGCAGAGUCGCCGCAGACAACAUAUGGGAUCCAUACAUGGAUUGGUCCUGGAACAAAGUGCAGUCACAGCCACCCUUCAACGGAGUAGACAUCGUCGGCUACGCGUUGCACCCGGACGGACGUACCAUCUUCAUGUCUACAAGGAAGCAGGGAACCCACUCCUUGGACACGAGCAACGGCGUGUGGACAGGCCUUGGGGACGACUGGGUUUUGCCCUUCAAAGGCCAAGCCUUCUUCGACGCAGAGCUAAAUGCAUGGGUUGGGACGGAUCGCAAGGGCGCUGGAUAUGUUUGCUGCUGUCAGGUUGCCUCACGCAGCGCCACCACCAAAUGGCCGUUGGAAUGCAGGGUGCUCAAGGAGAAGCUGUUUCGCCGCAACAACGAGGAGCAUUACAUGGAGGGUGGCCGGCACAAGGAUGUCACUCUUACCUACAUGGGCGAUAGCAGGUUUUGCCUCGUCGAGAACAUCGUAUCCAGCAAGGAAGCCAUCGACACUGUGCUCCAUGUCACCUUGUUUGGCCUCAAGUAUGACCACAUGGGAGAGCUCCAAACUAAGGGUCGCCGUGGCACUAGGUCCUAUGCAGUGUCCAAGAACACUCGUCAUUUCUCUCAUGCAACAUUCUGGAUGUAACUAAAUAUUCAGCCUCGACCAAUAGGUAUUACUACAAAAAUAGUACUCUCUUCGUCUCAAAAUUCUUGUUUUAGAUUUGUCUAAAUACGGAUGUAUCUAGACAAAUCUAAGACAAGAAUUUUGGGAAGGAGGGAGUAGAAGAAAAAGUGUGCUUUCAUGGUUUCUUCUUCAGCAGAUUUGUAUAAGGGGCAGAUGGCCAAUGUUGUAGUGUCUCCCUUUUAGCAUACUAGUAAUCAAGCACGUGCAAUGCACGAUGAACAUCAAAUAUGAAAUCUACAAAAACUUGACCUAUAUGCUCGAUAACACCCAGUGGUGUGCGGGAAUAUUAUUUU
Triticum aestivum (bread wheat) is the source of this 5895-nucleotide messenger RNA. RefSeq lists its product as uncharacterized. The record is from RefSeq and is a predicted model, not a curated record. NCBI's taxonomy places the organism in Eukaryota, Viridiplantae, Streptophyta, Magnoliopsida, Poales, Poaceae. Bases 4454 to 5563 code for a protein of 369 amino acids. The transcript is spliced from 2 exons.